AUGUUCGCAACUCGCCUCUUCCGGCCUGCAGCUCAGCUGUCGAGCCACGUAAGACGAUAUGCCUCGGAAGCACCCAAGAGUGGCGGCAGCAAUGCGCUCCUCUAUGGUGCCGGCGCCCUCGGUCUCGCUGGUGCAGGAUACUAUGCAAUGGGGGGCAGCGGCAAAGACCCAGUCGAGCUCGCGAGGGAAAACACGAAGCCGCUGACCGAAAACAUCCCACCGGCGCAAGGUGGCCCUCCAGACAAGGUCUUCAUUGGUGGCGACCAAGGCUUCAUCAAGCUGGCAUUGGAGAAGGUGGAUACCGUCAACAAGAACACCAAGAAGUUCCGCUUCAAGUUCGAGGAUCCAGAAGCUGUGUCCGGCCUGCCAGUCACCUCGGCCGUCAUCACAAAGUACAAGGGACCUGAAGACCAGAAGCCAACGAUCCGACCAUACACACCUGUGAGCGACGAGGAGGACCGUGGCUACAUGGACUUGCUCGUCAAGAAGUACGACGGUGGCCCAAUGUCUACUCAUCUGCACAACAUGGAGCCUGGCCAGCAGCUCGAGAUCAAGGGCCCAAUUCCAAAGUAUCCAUGGGAACAGAACAAGCACGACUCAGUCGCUCUCCUCGCUGGUGGCACCGGUAUUACGCCAAUGUACCAACUCUGCCGUCAGAUCUUCAAGAACCCCCAAGACAAGACAAAGGUCACUCUGGUGUUUGGCAACAUCACCGAGGAGGACAUCCUUCUCAAGAAGGAGUUCGAAGAGCUCGAACAGAAGUUCCCACAACGAUUCCGUGCUUUCUACGUUCUCGACAACCCACCGGAAGGCUGGAAGCAGGGCAAGGGCUACAUCACCAAGGAUCUCCUCAAGACUGUAAUUCCGGGACCUGAAGAAGAGAACGUGAAGAUCUUUGUAUGCGGUCCACCUGGUCUAUAUAAGGCCAUCUCGGGACCAAAGAAGAGCCCGGCGGAUCAGGGUGAGCUUAGCGGAUACCUGAAAGAGCUGGGCUACACCAAGGAUCAUGUGUACAAAUUUUAG
Molecule: messenger RNA, 1023 nt
Organism: Fulvia fulva
Lineage: Eukaryota; Fungi; Ascomycota; Dothideomycetes; Mycosphaerellales; Mycosphaerellaceae
Product: NADH-cytochrome b5 reductase 2
Exons: 2
Coding region: 1-1023 (340 amino acids)
Biological process (GO): ergosterol biosynthetic process
Molecular function (GO): cytochrome-b5 reductase activity, acting on NAD(P)H
Source: RefSeq, a predicted model, not a curated record